UAAGCAUCGGUAUAGUGGAGGUAUAUUGUUACUUAUAAAAAUUGUGUAAGGAUCCUAUCAUCAAACACCAAAGUAACUUCCACAAUGUGUGAUGAAUUUGCUUGUGAACUAGACGUUAUUACUAAAACUACGCUGCAAGUGUAUUUUUUGCGAAAUGUAAAAAAUACUGAGGAAAUCAAAAACAACAUUAUUGCAGGUACAUGGAAGUGUGCUGUUAUAAAAGCAAAUUUGAUAUUAGAUCCGUUCCUAAUAGCGGUGGCUGCAAACCGGGCAGUGGUUUCUGAAAAACUAAAUACACUGGUAACUAGAACGGUAUAUACUGAGAUUCUAUAUAAUUUGUCUCUUACUAAGAAUAUAACACAAAGUUUAUGUAGGUUUGGCAUUGAAAACAAUAGUGAUCUUUUAGUUUGUUUUCUAAAAACAUCAGAUAUGGAUUGUGGUAAAGAAAUAUUGUCAAAGAUUGAUGGCGAUAUUUGUCCAUUGAGUAACCUCAAAGAUGUCGUUGAUAAGAUCAAAAUUAAGAGCUUAUAUAAAUUGAAUGAUUUAAAACAUGAUAUUGACUUGGUAGAUAUUAUUGUAAGUAGAAUGGUAACCAAGACUUUUGUGUCGCAUUAA
Molecule: messenger RNA, 615 nt
Organism: Diatraea saccharalis (sugarcane borer)
Lineage: Eukaryota; Metazoa; Arthropoda; Insecta; Lepidoptera; Crambidae
Source: the annotation of a GenBank genome assembly